Molecule: messenger RNA, 1845 nt
Organism: Scleropages formosus (Asian bonytongue)
Lineage: Eukaryota; Metazoa; Chordata; Actinopteri; Osteoglossiformes; Osteoglossidae
Gene: nrn1a
Product: neuritin 1a
Exons: 3
Coding region: 17-718 (233 amino acids)
Biological process (GO): neuron projection extension; nervous system development
Cellular component (GO): plasma membrane
Source: RefSeq, a predicted model, not a curated record
GGAGGAAAAACGGGUUAUGUCAAUUGCCGCACGCUGCGCGAUGACAGUGGGCGGGGCUUGUUACGUCAGCGUCGCCGAGUGGGCGUGGAGGAGGAGGCGCGCACCGCCCGAGGCGCACUCGCGCUUGCCGGGGUGGCCCACAUCGGCGUCAAGCGGCGCAGCACGCGCGCGGGUCUGGUGGCGGGUGCGAGCGGCGGCUAGAUGCUCGCUGGACAAUGUGAGAAGGGUGGCCUUUCGCGCGCGCGCGUGUGUGAGAGAGAGGUGUGCGCGCGCACUCCAAUGGUGCUCCACGCGUAGGAUGGGAGUAACUCCGCACGGCGCACACGUCGCGCUGCUCCUCGCUCUUCACUUAGCCCCUCUGCUCCAGGCUGCGGGAGCCUCGCCGACAUGUGACUCCGUGUUCAAAGGUUUCUCCGACUGCCUGCUCGUGCUGGGGGAGAACAUGGUCAGCUACCGGGAGCGCGCGCACCGCGGCCAGGACCUGCGCACGGUCUGCGCGUACUGGGAGGACUUCCACGCGUGCGCGCACACGGCCAUCGCGGACUGCGAGGAGGGCGCGGCCGAGCUGUGGGAGAAGCUGAAGCGGGACUCCAGAAAGCUCGAGCUCAGCGGGAACUUGUUCGAGCUGUGCGCGGGAGAGAGCGGCGCGUCCACGCCGGGGCUCGCGCUCCUUCUGCCGCUCGUCUCCGCGCUUCUGGCAGCAUGGCUUACAUUAUAACAGAAAGGAAAAAAAAAGAGGGAAGAGGAAACAAAAAAUAAAAAUAAUAAUUAAUUAAUUAAAAAAAAAAAAAACCCGAACGGAUUUAUACACGGAAUUGAGGUAAAAGCGCAAGUCAGAAGUGAUCAGAAGUGAUCAGAAGUGAGCGCCACCUGCUUCGCCUGGACUCACCUGAGGAAAGCGGCGCGUGAGCGCGCCGCGUGGGCCCACCUGCCCCCGAUCCGUGAGCGCUGAGGAGAAAGCUUCACCUUCACCAUGGCUUAACCGAUCGGAGCCGAAAAACAUUCACUAAAGUACCUAUAAACCUCUUCGAUAUCAAUUCCGUCAUAGACACACGUGAGAAAUGACGACAUUGCAAAAUGACGACACUGGGAGAAAUAUGACGACACUGAUGAAGCCUAAAUCAAACACUGGACUGGAAACAAGAGGCUGCAUUCUCUGCUCCUUCCUUAUUUCCACUUGUCAUUUUCUUAGUGUUCUGAUUUGCUGCCUGUUUUUUCGCUAAAAAAAAAAAGAAGGGUAAUGUGUUCUUUCUACUUUUAUAAGGUAUAGUCGUCCUCAGAAAUACAGAAGCGAGAUGCAAAAUAAGAGGAAAGAAAAAGAAGGGAAAAUAUCAUUAUGGGUUUACACCAUUUAAGCCGGACUUCGCAAGGAUGUGGACAGUUGCUGGAGGAAAACAAUGAAUGGGACACCAAAAACAUGCAAUGUCCAACUUUUAAAAAUAAUUACUUAAUAGAAAAAAAAAGACAUUUUAAAAAUCCAAAGGGGUAGUAUAGUACAUGUUAUGUUUCCACCUAUAUGAUCGGAAAUCCAUCGUUGCAUUUGUUUAAAUGCUGAACACAAAUACUCCUAAAGGCUGUAAAUGAGUCAACUAGAUUAAAUUACAUUUCCACGUUUUAUUUCUCGUUUCCAGAGCACAGAGCACCUGUUGCUGCCUUUAAAAGUAUAGCCUGUUUUAUUAUAAUUGGUUUUGGAGGAGUGACCCUGCUCAGGACAAGUGGUUACUGAAAUUGGAUGGAUGGUUGGAUGCUUUUGGAGGAUGUUGCAUAUGUAAUAUUACAAAUUCACAGGUGAAAAUAAGGACUGUGAAAUUAUUAUUUUUUUGGGAGAAUAGUUUAAAACAGAUG